AACUGCGGCUGAAGUUUGUGCCGUACGAAAGGCAUCGUUAGGUUGAAGAUUAUACAUUUUAGGCAAAGAUGAACCCUUUAACAAAUGUAAGGAAUACUCAGGAGCUGAACAAGAAGGAGUUGGAGCUUGGACUGAUUGGAAAGAAGUCGUGGCAUGACAAGUAUAAGGACAGUGCCUGGGUAUUCCUAGGAGGACUCCCCUACGAACUCACUGAGGGCGACGUCAUAUGUGUGUUUUCACAGUACGGUGAGGUAGUGAAUGUCAAUCUGGUCCGUGACAAAGCGACUGGCAAGUUUAAAGGCUUCGGUUUCUUGUGCUACCAAGACCAGCGCAGUACAGUGUUGGCAGUCGACAAUCUAAACGGUUUCAGUGUAAGUUAUAUACUUCCGCCAAAACCGGUACAAAUUGUACUCCCAGAUCUAAAAUUGCUGACCAAGGAUGCUUUGGAGAAAUUGCAUGUUCCCUUGAGCCACAUAAAUACUGCUACCAUUAGUCUGAUUAGUAAAAGUCCGUAUUAUACUGCCACU
This is a messenger RNA of Mizuhopecten yessoensis (Yesso scallop), 527 nucleotides long. RefSeq names its product RNA-binding motif protein, X-linked 2-like. Gene Ontology annotation, molecular function: RNA binding. The transcript has 3 exons. Gene Ontology annotation, biological process: mRNA splicing, via spliceosome. Gene Ontology annotation, cellular component: U2 snRNP; precatalytic spliceosome; catalytic step 2 spliceosome. The annotation marks the transcript as partial. NCBI's taxonomy places the organism in Eukaryota, Metazoa, Mollusca, Bivalvia, Pectinida, Pectinidae. The record is from RefSeq and is a predicted model, not a curated record.